UUGUAAUUCAUCCUACAAGGCACAUCAGAAAACAAGUAAAGAUCAACCAGAGGCUUACAGAGAACCAAGCAAUUUGCAGUUCGUAAAAAUUUAAAAAUGAAGAACCAGAUUCCAGGACAAGUUAUUGGAAUUCCGAUCAGCUCAACAGUAUAUCCAGCUGAGAUGCCUCGGGAAGGAUCUUUAUGUAUCGCUUGCAAUCAAUAUUAUGCAUCUCCAAAAUUUAGACAGAGCACGAUAGAGUUAAUGAAGGAUGGGAUAAACAAACUUGGUAUGAAAGUGGAGAAUUUUGCUCAAGGCAUUCGGGAUCAUGUGAAAAUUGGACCUAAGUUGAGUGAAACAGUGAGGGGAAAGUUAAGGUUGGGAGCUAAAAUUCUCCGAGUAGGGGGUGUCAGGAAAGUGUUCAAACAAAACUUCAGUAUCAGAUCAGGAGAAAAGCUAUUGAAGGCUUCACAAUGCUAUUUAUCUACAACUGCUGGUCCAAUAGCCGGAUUACUAUUUAUCUCAACCGAUAGAAUUGCAUUCUGCAGUGAAAGAUCAAUCAAGGUCUCUACUUCAACAGGGGAUUUAAUUCGGAUUCAUUACAAGGUUUCAGUUCCGUUGAACAAGAUAAAAAGAGCAAACGAAAGUGAAAAUGUCCAAGAUCCAUCAAGAAAGUAUAUAGAUAUAGUUACAGAGGAUGACUAUGAGUUUUGGUUCAUGGGAUUUCUUAACCAUCAGAGAACUUACAAGUUUCUUCAGCUAGCAGUGUAUGAAUCUCAAUGACCACGACACGAACGUUCAUUCUUCCCAUGUUUCUAUAAGAUCUCAUUGUUUAUAGAGAGAUUACAAGCCAUUAUAUUAUAUUAAUUGUAUUCAAAAGAUUCAGUUCCGAUUCCAUUGUGUGAGCAUUUUAAAUCCUUAUUUUAUCACUGAAUACAUCUACUCUUAAUUAA
Daucus carota subsp. sativus is the source of this 932-nucleotide messenger RNA. Its product is annotated as GEM-like protein 7. The transcript has 3 exons. The record is from RefSeq and is a predicted model, not a curated record. Bases 97 to 762 code for a protein of 221 amino acids. NCBI's taxonomy places the organism in Eukaryota, Viridiplantae, Streptophyta, Magnoliopsida, Apiales, Apiaceae.